Messenger RNA from Aspergillus costaricaensis CBS 115574, 501 nucleotides. RefSeq lists its product as uncharacterized. The transcript has 3 exons. NCBI's taxonomy places the organism in Eukaryota, Fungi, Ascomycota, Eurotiomycetes, Eurotiales, Aspergillaceae. The record is from RefSeq and is a predicted model, not a curated record. The coding region runs from base 1 to 501 and encodes 166 amino acids.
AUGCCCGGCAGACUCGAUCUCCGCACAUUUCCACAUUGCUGCGGGGGAUUGCCGGAGUACAUGUCCACAAAGGGAGUACAUGACCGAGCAGGGAACUUUCCCCUGCGGUUUAUGUUCGGUUUCGACCACCCCAUCAUCUCUUACAGAAAAAUUUCUGUCCAGCGAUCUCUGUACCGGUGUUUGUUGAUUUGGUACCCAUAUGAAGCAAAAAUCGGCCGAACAAGCUUUCUCGGGAGCUCUCUAGCUGCUAAGGAGAGCGUAGUGGUGUUUGUGAAGCUCCCCACAGCGGAAAUGAAGGACCGAGAUUGGGAGUUUGUGGGGAAAAGGCGGGGGAAGUUACUGGGCUUGGACCCCGUCAACUGUUGUGAUGUUGUGAUUCGCAGGCCGGAUAAGACGUCUUCCGGAGAGGAGCUCCCAAGGCCUCAACAACAUCCUGUGCUUGGUCUGGGCACAGUAUCUAUCUUGAUGAGGGAUAUUUGCAAUCACCGGUGCCAGGUUUGA